UUCAGGAAGUUAUUCAAAAUCUUUAUCAAAAUGAAAGUUAUUCAAAACCCUUAAUUCCCAUAAGAAUUUUAGGUGGGAACUAAUGGCCAACUGCAUAAAGGACACACAUCGAAAAGAUGAUCAUUGUGAGUCCUCCAUUAAAUUUCCUUAGAGCAACAUUCCCUGGGAAUUGUACUAGCAGCUGCCCCAGCUCUUAUCCCUCUGUCUCAAAAGAAGCAGAUCUCCCUGAUAGCUGAUGAAGUCCUGGGAGAAACACAGAGGCAAGAUGCCAAGAUGGGCGCUGAGAACUUCACUUCAGAAACAAGAUUCAUCCUCUUGGGACUCACCUCUCAUCGAAAAGAACAAAUUCUGGUCUUUGCAGUCUUCCUAACAAUCUACCUGCUCACAAUUUUGGGUAACCUGCUAAUCAUCCUAUUGGUACACACCGAUGCUCAACUGCACACACCUAUGUACUUCUUUCUCAGCCAUCUUGCAGGGCUAGAUAUUGUGUAUGUCACUACCACUUUGCCUCAGACUUUAGCCCAUCUCCUGGCUGGAAAAGGUAUGCUUUCCUUGACAUGUUGCAUUUUACAGGGAGGCAGUGCUCUGAGCUUGGGUAGUACUGAAUGUUUGCUAUUGGGUGUCAUGGCUUAUGAUCGCUACUUGGCCAUCUGCAACCCCUUGAGAUAUGCCUCUUCCAUGGACAGAAAGCACCAACAUCUGCUUGCCAUCUCCUGCUGGAUCAUAGGUGGCCUUUUCUCCACGGUCAAUGUUGUUUUCAUCCUUCAUCAUUCCUUCUGUGGUCCCAAUCACAUUAACCACUUUUUCUGUGAGCUGCGUUUUUUGCUAGAUCUUGCAUGUGAUGAUAUCAAAGUCACCAAAGCCAUUUUCAAUAGUCUCUCAGCAUUUAUUGUUCUGGUUCCCUUUUGGGUGAUCUUGUGCUCCUAUAGUUGCAUCCUGUAUUCGAUUUGUCAAAUGCGGUCAGCUGCAAGGUGGCAGAAAGCUUUCUCCACCUGUGGUUCCCACCUGGUUUUGGUCACCUUGUUCUAUGGUACCAUCAUGUUUAUAUAUAUAAUCCCCCAAUCAAGCUCAUCUCCUGAUAGGAACAAAAACGUUGCGGUUAUGUACCUUGUGGUCACUCCCCUGCUUAACCCCAUCAUUUACACUUUGAGGAAUAAGGAUGUCCACAGGGCUGUGAUCAAGGUGUUGAAAAGAAGGAACUUUGAAGAAAAACCAUGAAGAUUCUUAUCCUGUGGAAUUCAUAACUUUUGACUCAAAACCUCUUCCUUAAAGUCACUAUCAAUAUGUCACUAGAAUGAUCCAGCUGUUCAUUUGUGAGAAGUUUGUGAAACAUCAGAUUAUCAAUUGACUGGGAUACAAUUUAA
This is a messenger RNA of Pantherophis guttatus, 1364 nucleotides long. RefSeq names its product olfactory receptor 5P50-like. Gene Ontology annotation, cellular component: membrane. Gene Ontology annotation, biological process: G protein-coupled receptor signaling pathway. NCBI's taxonomy places the organism in Eukaryota, Metazoa, Chordata, Lepidosauria, Squamata, Colubridae. Gene Ontology annotation, molecular function: olfactory receptor activity; G protein-coupled receptor activity. The record is from RefSeq and is a predicted model, not a curated record.